CUUAAACGUAUUUUUCGCAGCAUUUAGUUUUCAAACCUUUGCGCUAGCGUGAACAAGCAAAUUCGAAGUGUUACUUUUAUAAAUUAUUAUUUUCAACUUUUGUUUUUUUUUUGUUUUUUUGCUCUUGCAAUCAAACGAAGAUGCGCUUUUCGCUGUGUUGCAUAUCCUUCGUGUGGCUGUGCUGUUAUGGUGUUCAAAAUGUGUUUGCUUAUAAAAUACCACAAAUUAAACUGGAACUGAUAGGAGACAAAUUUAACGUUUCAAUACCGGAUGAAGAUGGAAUCAGUAUGGCAAUAUUUAAUAUUGAGAUUAAUGAACAGUGUCCUGUAUUAGUGGAUAUGGUAACUGCACAACGAGGCGGUUUCUGGAGAAGUGAACAUGCCGCUAAUAAGCUAAAAAGGAAUGAUAAAGUAAAAAUCAAUGUCUUAGUGACACAUAAGGAUGGUCUCUUUUCAAGGACCGAUAGUGUACAAGUCUCUGAUAGACUCACGCUCACCUAUGAAACUAUUAAGGAAGCCGAAAAUCCGAUCGAUACAUGUGCUGCAAAUAUAGCCACAAAUUUGGUUAAUCGAGAGACUGAAACCAAAGUUAAAAAAAACGGCAAAGAAUUGAGGAGAAUAUUCAAACGUGACGAAUUGAUUUUCGAGGAGCUUUUCGAAAAACAAGACUUACCGAAUUGGACUUAUGCAAAAUUUAUUCAUUCAAAUGCUAUAGGUGAUCAAUCUGAGGAUUUUACAGCUUUAAGUAAGGCUAACGCAGAGGUGUAUAAUGGAAAAUUGUUUAUAACACCCUCAAUCUCCUCGAAAUUAGGGACGAAUUCAAGAUUUAACGUUUCUGAUUGUAGAAGUCCUGCUUGCUAUGAAGGCAGUCAUUUUACUUGCAAAUAUGAAAAAUCUAAAGAAAGGGCAUACGAAUAUCCCGCACCAGUAAACUCGGCGAGAAUCAGCACAAAUGGGACAUUCAGUUUCACAUAUGGACGUAUUGAAAUCAAUGCAACACUGCCUAACGGUGAUUGGCUAUUCCCCUAUAUUAUGCUUAUGCCCGACAAACUCAAUUGUGCUAUGCGCAAGCAAAUCCGUAUAGCUUUUGCCACGUCAGCUGAUCUUGAAAGUAAACGUUUACGUGGUGGCCCAGUAAUAUUACAAGCACGAGAGAAUAAACAAUCCGCAAAACUAUAUUUUACUCGUUUAAGUCACAUGGCCGUCAAUACGAAUUUCAAUGUAGAUGGUUUUCACAACUUCACCAUGGUAUGGACUUCACAAGGGAUGAGUUGGUACGUCGAUAGAAAACAGUAUGCUUGUAGUAUAAACAACGGGGAAUAUGCAGAACCUUAUCAUAUCGUUUUGGGCGUUGGAGCUGGAGGAAACCUUGAAUUUGAGGAUACGACAUCCAAACCAUGGCGAAAUGGAUAUAAUACCGCAUUUACUUUUUUCCAUCGAAGUUUUACAGGUUGCUGCGCACGUCAGAAUCAUAGAAAGGCAUGCGUUCAAAUAAAUAAAAAUAAUAAAAACGUAAAAAAAGAAAGAAUGUGCAGCAGGGAGUGGGGCCCGCAAGCGACUAUGGCUGUGGAAUCCGUCCGUGUGUUUGCAGUAUAGCGAUAUCUAUAUAUUUGCAUUUCCAAACGCUUUUAUAAUAAUCAAGUUCUUAUAAUUCCGUUCUUAAAAGUUAAAAAUUAAAAUUCUAAAAUUGCUAAUUUUAAACUAUGUA
Messenger RNA from Zeugodacus cucurbitae (melon fly), 1707 nucleotides. It is a transcript of the gene GNBP1, whose product is annotated as gram-negative bacteria-binding protein 1. The coding region runs from base 141 to 1595 and encodes 484 amino acids. Gene Ontology annotation, biological process: carbohydrate metabolic process. Lineage: Eukaryota; Metazoa; Arthropoda; Insecta; Diptera; Tephritidae. The transcript has 5 exons. Gene Ontology annotation, molecular function: hydrolase activity, hydrolyzing O-glycosyl compounds; carbohydrate binding. The record is from RefSeq and is a predicted model, not a curated record.